CAUGAGCAAAUGCACUUUUCUCCCCUGGUGGGAAGCUGGUUUGAUGCCUUAUUACUGUAAUUGCCAAAUCCAUCAGUCAUUGCAGGCUGUCUUCAAGACUUCAUCCUCUUUCACCCUCUGUUCAGGAAGGAGAGCCAGCUUAUUUUGACAAUGCUCACAGAAAAGUGCUUGGCAUUUGUUUAUUCUGCACUGUAUCUCUGGUCAUCCUUGCUCUUCUCACUCUUUAAAGUCUCUCAGCAGGGGGAAAGCCAGAGACGCUUGUACAGAGAACUGCUGCGGAACUACAAUCGUCUGGAACGACCUGUAAUGAAUGACUCCCAACCACUCGUAGUGGAACUCCAGCUUUCCUUGCUGCAGAUAAUUGACGUGGAUGAGAAGAAUCAGGUGUUGAUCACCAAUGCUUGGCUGCAGAUGUCCUGGGUUGAUGUUUACUUAUCUUGGGAUCAAUAUGAAUACCCAGGAGUGCAGAACUUGCGAUUUCCUGCCGACCAGAUUUGGGUACCAGACAUUCUUCUGUAUAACAGUGCAGAUGAAAGAUUUGAUGCAACAUUUCACACAAAUGUGCUAGUGAACUACUCUGGAUCCUGCCAAUAUAUUCCUCCAGGCAUUUUGAAGAGCACAUGUUACAUUGAUGUCCGUUGGUUCCCCUUUGAUGUGCAGAAGUGUGAUUUGAAGUUUGGCUCCUGGACUCACAGUGGCUGGUUGAUUGACCUGCAGAUGCUCGAGGCUGAUAUUUCCAACUACAUCUCAAAUGGAGAAUGGGAUUUAGUGGGUGUCCCAGGGAAGAGGAAUGAGAUGUACUAUGAAUGCUGCAAAGAACCAUACCCAGAUGUGACAUACACUAUCACCAUGCGUCGACGCACCCUCUACUAUGGCUUGAACUUACUCAUUCCAUGUGUUCUCAUAUCUGGCUUAGCACUGCUUGUAUUCCUUUUGCCAGCUGAUUCAGGGGAGAAGAUUUCUCUAGGUAUUACUGUCCUUCUUUCCCUGACUGUAUUCAUGUUGCUCGUGGCUGAGAUCAUGCCUGCAACUUCUGACUCUGUCCCACUAAUAGCUCAGUAUUUCGCUAGCAUCAUGGUCAUCGUCGGUCUGUCUGUGGUGGUAACAGUGCUGGUUCUGCAGUUUCACCAUCAUGACCCCCAAGCAGGAAAGAUGCCCAAAUGGGUCCGUGUCAUCCUGCUGAAUUGGUGUGCUUGGUUUUUACGAAUGAAAAAACCCGGGGAAAACAUAAAGCCCCUGUCUUGCAAGUACAGCUAUUCCAAGCAGCAGCUGAGUGUAAACAGCAUGGAAGUGAACGUCCUUCCUGGGCACCAGUCCAGCAAUGGCAACACCAUCUACAGCUACCACGCCAUGGAGAGCCCAUGCUGCCCACAGCAGAAUGACUUGGGCAGCAAGGGCGGAAAGAUGACCUGCCCCUUAGCAGAAGAUAUUGAGCUUGUGCAAAAGAAAGCUUUAAUGGACACUCUUCCGGUGAUUGUGAAGAUCCUGGAGGAAGUCCAGUUCAUAGCAACGCGGUUCAGGAAACAAGAUGAGGGUGAAGAGAUCUGUAGUGAGUGGAAGUUCGCAGCUGCUGUCAUAGACAGAUUAUGUCUGGUUGCAUUUACCCUUUUUGCCAUCAUUUGCACAUUUACAAUCCUCAUGUCUGCUCCAAAUUUUAUAGAAGCUGUUUCAAAGGAUUUUGCAUAACGUUUUCAAAGAUGAGCAUGAUAAUCAAAAAUGGAAUAUUGCCAGUAAUUUUACUAGAUAAUUUAACUCAAAUAGAGAAGUGUACUUAUAUGUGCUAACAUACACAGAAGGGGAUUAAAAUAAUUUCAGGACAUAAUUAUUCCUGAUGUUAGUGAUUGUAGUUACUGAAUAGUAAAUAUAUUGAACUCCGUUACUUAUUUCAUAGACUAGUGACACAUGUAAUUAUGUCAUAAUCUGUGAUAAGUGAUAGACAAGAAUUCAAUACAUUACAAUACUAUAAUAUAUUUAUUACAAGUUAACACUAGUAUCAAUGUGUUACUUUGAAUUUGUGAACUUUUGGAUGUCGUUGAUUUAAAUGACCAUUGAAGACUAUAAUUGUUUUCAGUAUGUCUGCAUUUUAUAAUUAUUAUUUGGUGUGGCUGUGACAUGCAUUUCUCAGAUCUGAAAGAUGUAUCUCCACAGUCUCAUGAUGCUGUAUAU
This is a messenger RNA of Passer montanus (Eurasian tree sparrow), 2166 nucleotides long. RefSeq names its product neuronal acetylcholine receptor subunit alpha-7-like. Gene Ontology annotation, molecular function: acetylcholine-gated monoatomic cation-selective channel activity; transmembrane signaling receptor activity. Gene Ontology annotation, cellular component: synapse; neuron projection; postsynaptic membrane. The record is from RefSeq and is a predicted model, not a curated record. Gene Ontology annotation, biological process: signal transduction; chemical synaptic transmission; nervous system process. NCBI's taxonomy places the organism in Eukaryota, Metazoa, Chordata, Aves, Passeriformes, Passeridae. The transcript is spliced from 10 exons. The coding region runs from base 151 to 1686 and encodes 511 amino acids.